AUGGAUCUCUACUAUCAUAUAAUUCCACCACCAAGCAGAGCUGUGUUGGUUUUAGCAAAAAAGUUAAAAAUCAGGUUCAAUCUAAUUUCUACCGACACCCGCGAUGCGGCCCAAAUGGACGUCCUAGCUGAAGUCAACUCGCUGCAAUCGAUGCCAACGCUAGUGGACGACGGCAUCAUAGUAGGCGAGUCGCACAACAUCCUCAUGUACUUGGCGGAGAAGUUCGACACCGAAGAAACGUUAUGCCCUUCGGAUCCAUCGCAGCGGGCCCGAGUCCUCGAGUGUAUGUUCUUCGAUACCAACAUGUACAAGUGCUUUGUCGCCUAUUCGAUGCCGGUGGUGAUUAAACGGCUCGAACCGAACGACGAACUGUUGGAGAAGCUACUGGUCUGCAUCCGGGCCUUCGAUCGCUACAUGCAGGAUCGCAGCUACGUCGCCUGUGAGCACUUCACUGUGGCCGAUUUGGCACUGUCUCAGACGAUUGCCGCUCUGGAGGUGAUCAAAAUCCAGGUUGCGGAUUACGCCAACGUGAACCGCUGGUACGAGAAGAUACGCGACGAGUUGCCGGGCGCCGAGGAGUUGCAGGCUCGGUGUGAGGACGCGUUGCGUGCCUUUUUGGUGCGGAAAUACGGGGAUCUGGAUUAAUGAGAAUAGCCCAGCGGAGCUGCGUAUACAC
Molecule: messenger RNA, 676 nt
Organism: Wyeomyia smithii (pitcher-plant mosquito)
Lineage: Eukaryota; Metazoa; Arthropoda; Insecta; Diptera; Culicidae
Product: glutathione S-transferase D1-like
Exons: 2
Coding region: 1-645 (214 amino acids)
Biological process (GO): glutathione metabolic process
Molecular function (GO): glutathione transferase activity
Source: RefSeq, a predicted model, not a curated record